CUUACGCAUUAUUUAGACACAAUCAUCUCAACUUUCAAUUUUAUUAUUUUCAUUCCCUACUCUCACGCCAGACUCCCGAGUCCCGGCACAACGAUGGUGCAAGGCAUAACAGGAAGUGAGCUUGCGAAGCUUAUCAAAAGCGCUCAAGUCCCAGACAAAGAUUACCUUAUCAUAGACGUCAGAGAUGAAGAUUGGAAGGGAGGAAAUAUCAAAGGCUCUCGAAAUUACCCAUCUCAAAAGUUCCUGUCGGAGGUUGACGACCUUAUCGAGCAGACCAAGGAUGUACCGAUUUUGAUCUUCCAUUGUGCACUGAGCCAGGAGCGCGGGCCAAAGGCGGCCAGAAUUUACGAAGAAACCCGCAACGCCUUGCAUGACGCGAAUCACACUGUGUAUGUGCUUCAAGGGGGUUUCCUCCAAUUCGGGCAGUCGUACAAGGGCGAUCCAGAGUUGGUGGAAAACUGGAGAGAUAUCAUUUGGUAGAACCAGCUGGGGUCCUGUGUUGAUGAUAGGAAAUCUGUUCGAAAAGGACAAGCGCUGCCCUGUAUGCCUGUCAGCUCGCCUCGCUUUCGUCUGCCGCCUUGUCUUUCUGCUUGAUAAAGCGUUUCGGCAUUUCUUCGACCACUUUUUGGAACUUACGUCGCUCUACUUCGAUAUUCCUCUGGCAGACAGUCCUUUGCAAGUCGAUCGGUGGAUAUAUUUGGUGUGAAUUGUUCG
Suillus clintonianus is the source of this 714-nucleotide messenger RNA. Its product is annotated as Rhodanese-like domain-containing protein. Bases 94 to 480 code for a protein of 128 amino acids. Gene Ontology annotation, molecular function: protein tyrosine phosphatase activity. The transcript has 6 exons. The record is from RefSeq and is a predicted model, not a curated record. Gene Ontology annotation, cellular component: nucleus; cytoplasm. NCBI's taxonomy places the organism in Eukaryota, Fungi, Basidiomycota, Agaricomycetes, Boletales, Suillaceae.